This is a messenger RNA of Sardina pilchardus (European sardine), 8361 nucleotides long. It is a transcript of the gene mef2d, whose product is annotated as myocyte enhancer factor 2d. NCBI's taxonomy places the organism in Eukaryota, Metazoa, Chordata, Actinopteri, Clupeiformes, Clupeidae. The coding region runs from base 614 to 2383 and encodes 589 amino acids. Gene Ontology annotation, molecular function: histone deacetylase binding; DNA-binding transcription factor activity, RNA polymerase II-specific; protein dimerization activity. The transcript is spliced from 13 exons. Gene Ontology annotation, biological process: heart development; cell differentiation; positive regulation of transcription by RNA polymerase II. The record is from RefSeq and is a predicted model, not a curated record.
UGAACAUCGCUUACAUUGUAUCAUUUGACUGAACAAGCUACCUAAAUAAUUACCUAGUACAGCAAGAGGAAAGGAUUUUUGUUACUGAUGCUGAAACAAUUUGAAUGUCAGAUCGCCUGUUUUUAUUUUUAUUCUUCUCGGCAGACAUUUGACUAGACCUCUAGAAAUAGCGUCUUAACCCUACAGAUGUGGAAACAGUACUCCGGGGAGUAAGACCGCGUCGGCUAGCUGCACGGACUCUCACACCGAGAGCGCGCGCGCGAGAGGAGAGCGGAGAGAGAGAGGCUGUCGCUCUAGUAGACGCGCGGAUGACCACAACGUCUCCCCCGCAGUGGACCAUGAUCUGAGCCGCCAGGACAUCGGCCCUGUCUGACCUCCCCCUCUUUUCUCCAUUUCCUCCACGGAGGAAGAACGACGACGCGGGCCCUGACGGCCUCGGACAGGUAGAGCGAGAGAACAGACAGAGCGGGAAGGAGGAGAGAGAGAGAGAGAGAGUCCAGACGCCAAAGCAUUCCCGCGCACAGCUCCUCCCCCCCACCCCCUUCUCGGGACAGAGACGACCUUUGACCCCCAACACGCGCCCCCCUGAGUCCCCCAGCAGCAGAGCGCAGCCAUGGGGAGGAAAAAGAUUCAGAUUCAGAGGAUCACCGACGAGCGGAACCGACAGGUGACAUUCACCAAGCGGAAAUUCGGCCUGAUGAAGAAGGCGUACGAGCUGAGCGUGCUGUGCGACUGCGAGAUCGCCCUCAUCAUCUUCAACCACUCCAACAAGCUGUUCCAGUAUGCCAGCACGGACAUGGACAAGGUGCUGCUCAAGUACACCGAGUACAACGAGCCGCACGAGAGCAGGACCAACGCAGACAUCAUCGAGACGUUGCGAAAGAAAGGCUUUAAUGGUUGCAACAGCCCUGAGCCCGAUGGCGAGGACUCCAUUGACCAAAGCCCGUUAAACGAGGACAAGUACCGCAAGAGCGAGGAGCUGGACAUCCUCUUCAAGAGAUAUGGCUCCACAGUCCCAGCGCCCACCUUCUCCAUGCCCGUCACCGUGCCCGUGUCCAACCAGAGCCCGCUGCAGUUCAGCAACCCCGGCAGCGCCCUCGUCACCACCUCCUUCGUCACAUCCACGCUCACAGACCCGCGCCUCCUGUCGCCGCAGCAACCUGCCCUCCAGAGGAACACCGUGUCGCCUGGGUUACCGCAGCGGCCGGCCAGCGCAGGUGCGCUUCUCGGCGGUGACCUCAACAACUCCAACGGAGCGUGUCCAAGUCCAGUGGCAAACGGGUACGUCAGUGCCAGAGCCUCCCCAGGACUCCUCUCUGUGUCCAAUGGCAACAGCAUGGGGAAAGUAGUUCCGGCCAAGUCUCCGCCUCCGCCCAGCCCUCAGAUGGUGAACAGCCGCAAGCCGGACCUCCGGGUCAUCACUUCACAGAGUGGAAAGAGCCUGCUGCAGCUGACAGACGAAGAGCUCGAGUUGGUGAGUGAGAAUGCCCAGCGGUUAGGCGCCUCUCAAGUGACUCAGCCACUCACCACACCGGUGGUUUCCGUGGCAACGCCAAGCCUCCUGACUCCUUUCUCAGCCAUGCCAACAGCCUACAACACAGAGUAUCAGCUGACAAGCGCCGAUCUCACCGCACUCCAGGCUUUCACGUCGCCAGGCGGGCUGUUGCCAGGCAACAUGACCACUUGGCAGCAGCCAUCGGUAUCCCAGCAACAACAGCAGCAGCAGCAGCAGCAGCAGCAACAACAAUCCCAACAACAGCAGCAACAGCCCCAGCAGCUAAGCUUGGCCUCUCUCAGUAACCUGGUCAUGUGGGGCGCAGACAAACAGAAUGGGGAGAUGGCUAACUGCAUCUCCAGCUUUGCAGCUAACCUCAGUGUGACUUCACAGGCAAGCUUACUGCUGGGCAGAGAUGAUGGGUUCAGCUGGAACGUGGGCGCCAUCCCUCAGGGCGCCACGCUGACCGUCAACACUAACCCCAACGUGAGCAUCAAGUCGGAGCCGGUGUCCCCCAACCGGGACCGCAGCACGCCCUCGUCCCUGUCCUCCGUGGGCGGCCAGGGCCUGGCGGCGGCCGCGGCGGCGGCGGCGGCAGCAGCGGUGGCGGGGACGGGCGGGGGCGCGGUGGGCGGCCUGGGUCAGUACCCCGGCGCCCUGCGCCUGGAGCCCACCGGCCGCUCGCCCGUCGACAGCCUGAGCAGCAACGGCAGCUCGUACGAGGGCAGCGACCGCGACGACGGGGGCCAGCCCAGGCCCCCGGACUUCGCCACCACCAUGGGGCUCCUGAGGCCCUCGGGCGAGGCGCAGGGAGCGGCGGGGUCCGCCGACCAGUCGGAGCAGGGGGCCAACGUCAAGCGCAUGAGACUGGACACCUGGGUCACAUAAAUCAUCAGUCGCCCAGUCCUGCUCAGCUCACACACCCUCUCACUCACACACACACACACACAGACACACACACACACUUACUCGCCCUCCUCCCCAUGCACGCAUGCGUGCCCAGACACACACUCAGACAUAGAAGCAUCAUUAGAUCACACCCAUGCAGUCACUUGAUCACUCACACCACCACAAAAGGCACUGCCCUUUGUCAACCCCCUAGUCCCCCCCCCCCCACACACACACACACACAUGAACACACAGCUGAACUCCUUUCGGGACAUACCGAGCACUCUGACAUCACCCUCUCAACUCAAGUUUACCCUUCGUGGUCACACUGAAACACCCAUGCAUGCCCGUGCAUGCGACAGACACACACACAUACACUCGCACUCUCUCUGUCUCUAGCUCACACAAAUACAUAUAUGCAUUGAUGUAUGCACAUAAUGUAUACAGUUCAUAUACAUACAGAGCCCGUCGCGGACAGUCGCCAAACCAGGGAGAUAUCUAUAUAUAUACAUUAUAUUAAAAAAUUAUAUAUAUACAUGUCAGUAUAGGCUGUUGAGUGACCUACAAGUGAUUUGGGGAGAAUUAGUGAUUUUGGUUUUGUUCUGUAACUUGGCUUCUAUUUGUUGUGUUUGGAAUGGGUCUAGGGUAACUGUAGGGAGGUGCAUGGGAAACCGAGGGCACUGCACUGGCUUCUGUACAGCUUGUACUUCAAAGGUCCUGAUGACUUCUUCUUUGCAGUGAAUUGGUAAUCUUGGUCUUGAAUCUGACUGUUCUGUUCUGUUCUGUUCUGUUCUGUUGUGAGAAACAAAGCAAAACAAAACAAACAAAACAAACAAAAAAACACAAAAGACAAAAAACAGCAAAUGGAAGCAAGGACACAACAAAAGAAGCUGAUUCUUUAGUGUUGUGUUUUGCCUGCUGCAGCUCACUGAGAGUGUUUGGAGGGGGAUCGGUGACAUUCGCUCUCUCCGUGACCUUUUCUCUUGGCAGGAUAUGACUUUGACUUUGUUGCUGUCUCCCCAUCCGCCAUGUUUUUCAGGACUACAUUGAGUAGUGCUUGAGGAGCCCACAUCCACAGAACAGACUCUUCUGUGAAAUUUCAGGAUCCUUUUAAAAAAGAAAAAAAAAAAAGAAAAAGCCAGAAAUUUGGCUUCAAAGUUAUGGGACUUUGUUUGUGUGUUAGUUUGUUUGGCAGCUUGCGAAAAAAAAAAGAAAAAGAAAAGAAAGGCUGUUCCAUCAUCACCUAGAGUCUACCUUGUGUGAGGUAGAGGAGUCCUCUAUCAGGGAAUGGGCUGAAGGAAGCCCGCACGACAGAACCGAACCGAUUCUGUAACCACGGAGACGCCACACGCCAUGAACUGUGGGAGCUAGACCCCGAGCUGAAGAACCGACAGAGCGUUGCUAGCCACCGAGGCUGCGGCGUGCGUGCGUGUGUGUGUGUGUGUGUGUGUGUGUGUGUGUGUGUGUGUGUGUGUGCACCCACGCACUUGCAUGUGUGUUUCCUGAGUGUCUGACUAUAAAAUGCUGCAGCUUUCAGCUGGAUGGAAUUGACACUUGGUCUUUAGGUAAAUGAACCUCAGCCAAAUAUUUAUUUUGAUCUCAUUUUUGUUUUUUCUCUCUCUCUUUUUCUCCUUCUCUUUUGAAUGUUGUUUUGCGUUUUUUAAAAUGAUCUAUAAUGACUUUUGUUUUGUGAUCGGCACCCUAUCCUGUUUGGUGUGUGUGUGUGUGUGUGUGUGUGUGUGUGUGUGUGUGUGCUCCCUUGUGUGUUUGGGGGGAGUGAUUUUUAUUUGCUUGUAUUUACCAAGAAAGAAAUGGCAUUUUCGGUUUCCACAGUUUUAUAGAGUUAAUGUGUCAUUUAGUGAAAAUGUAGCCCUGGUUGAACAGAGAGUGUGGACAUUGAAACACAAACACACAUACAAGCACACACACAUAUACAUACUCACACAAAUCACUAGUGGCAGGGUGCGCUUUUUAAUUGUUCAGAAAGAUGCAAAAGAUCCUGAAUGACGAUGUUAUCCUCACUCCCCACUGGUUUACGCUAGUAGCAGCCUGACACAAACGUUGAUAUUUAAUACUAUUUGAUGGACAGUCUUUUUAAUUCAAGAUUUAAUUCUUUUUUAAAAGAAAAAAUCAAAUAAGUAUUCUUUGUGUUUUUUUUUUAAUUUUUUUUUUUAAAGAAGCCAGAUAGAUGUAUAAAAGCACCUUGAGUCAUCUUAAGGCUCGGUGAAUGGCCGAGGAAGAGACCCGAAAAGAAGAACCCAUGUACAUAACGGCGUUUGAUUUCAGUAUUGCUUCUGAGUGUGUCUGCGCACAGCAUAGAUGAGAUUCUCCAGGGGUGAGCAGCAGAGGGUCACCUCUCACUGGCAUCUGGUUAGACACCAAGGCAACUGCCUGCUUGCUUUCCUUCCCUCUUUCUCUGAGUUUGGAUCUUGUGCAUGGGAUUGGUCAAGAAAAAAACCCAAAUUGACACUGCAGAAGUGGCCAAAGGACAGGAAGUGUGCACGGCCUGCGCUGUGCACUCGCGAGUCGUUACUGAGUGACCGCAGCACUUCAGCAGCAGAACAGGACUCUAUCGCUUCUAUGUACAUAAGAUGGGACCUGUGGCAAGCAAAGAGUGUUAAUGAGGGCAGAAAGGGACAGAGCCGGGAAUCUUUCUUUUUUUCUCUCUCUCUCUCUCUCUCCUUGCGUGUCGUGUGUUGGACUGUUUCGGGUGUUUUUUCUACGAUUUAUUGAUAUUGUUAUUAUUCUGAUAGAGAGCAGCGCACUUUAGAAUCUACCCCAACCAACACCACCCCAAGCCAGGUGUGUCUACCGUAGAAAUGGUAGGGCCAUUCACACUUCCCUCCUACCUCCUCCUCCUCCCUCUGCCAACCUGAGAGACCUCUUUCCAUGGCCCAUGCAAAACCCUUAGCUUUUACCCCCCUUUAGUCCAAAUCCACACCCCCUCAAACACACUUGCCACUCCUCGUUUCGUAGUUCACCUUUGACCUCUGCUCUCUUGGUGUUGCAGUAUGUUUCUCCAAGGCAGUGCCACCCCCUCACAUACACACACAUGCAUAUAUAGAAAGACCUACACAGACCCCCAUGGUGAGCUUCAUGCUUCAUUGGGUUAUACCAGCUGGGCUGUAGGCUUUGCACGUGCUAAGGCACCUGACUUUUAGCGGUCCACACCCUGUUUUAGGCGACUGAGUGCUUUUUUUAUUAACUGAUUGAGAUUGUUGUUGUUUUUUUUCUUUCUACUGCUAAAAACAUCCUUCAGCCUAGUCCAUUUUUUGUACCCAUGCCGUUGACUUCAGGGAAGGAGAAUCCAUCUUCACGCAUUCAAGCCUGUAUUGCACUUGUCAUCUUGUUAGCAGAGGAUUGCCGUUUUGGAAAAAAAGUGGAAAAAAGAAACAAAAAAAAAAACAUAGCAAGUCACCUUUGUAAAUUUGAACCUUGUACUUAUCUAGAUUAGACUUACUUGACACGUGUUGCAAGUGUGCAAUUCUGAACAGAAAAAAAAUCUAUAUAUUAUGUCUAAUGAUUAUUUAAAAGAUGUACACAAAUUGUUUUAUGGUGCAUUUGUAUAUUCUCUGAGUGAACUUAUGGAUGAAGGAUAUUUAAAGAUGGUGGUGACCAUGGCUCAGACACCUUGGGGUUGUUCAUUAGGCUUCAAUGGCCAGACAGGUCCGAAUGUCCCACUGUAUCGUUAAUGGCCAUAAUCAUGUGCCUGAGAGACCUCUAGAGGGGUCUACAGGUCUGAGAGAUGCAGAGAAAGGUCAUUUUUGGACAGCUUCAUGCGGGCUGUAUUGAGCCCCAGGGGAUCGCUUUGGAAGUGGGGUCUCGUGGGCCGAGACCUAGUAACGGAGCUGCCUCGCGUUUUGGCAACCAGUUUCUCUUUUUGUAUAUGGUUUUAUUUUUCUCUCUCUCUCUCUCUCUUGUUCAAAUAUCCUUUUGGCUGGAAAUGGACUUGUCUGUCUGUGCACUCUCUUCGGAUCUGUUUGUGACCUGUGCUCUUCCAGACGCUUGUGGAUUUCUUUUUUUUGUUUGUUUGUUUGUUUGUUUGUUUUGUUAGCUUGUUUUCUUGCUUCUUCAACAUCCAUGCAUAUCCAUCCAUUCGCGAACGAUGAACGAGAUGCCGAGCCUUGUUCUUUUCUGCGCCUGCCAGAACCCCCCGGUGAUCUCCCAUGCUCGUGGCUUGGCCCUCUCACUGCCUCUCAACGCCGCCUCCAAACAUCUCGCCCCCUUUUUUUUCUUCUCUCGUUAGAGCAGUAGGACGUUCCUCAGUAAUCCCUCCAAAGACCUCUGUGUGUCCCAAUCCCAUUUGACCACCUGAGCCAGCUCGGAGCAAAAGCCUUAAAAUCUCGACGCGUGCCGUACGGGAGGGCCACCGCGUCUUAGAGAUCCUCCCCAUUUCCCACCAUUUUUAUUGGAGAGGAUGGCUUCCGAGAAUUAUAUACAUAAUAUAGACACAGAGAGAGAGCGAGGGUGUCUGCAAUAGGUUAUGAAGAAUAACCUUGUGCCACAUCUACCAGUGGUUCCCAGGUGAAGUCUGGCAGUGAGAGAAAGACACUUAGGGAGCCCUGCAGGAGUGUGGCCAUUGCUCUUUUCAUCCAAGAUGGCCCCACAGUGUGUGUUUGUGUGUCUGAUUUCCCAUCUGCAUAGAAACAAGUGAUCUGGAAAGUGUGUGAGUUGGGGGGCAGGACUCGGCCAUGGACAACUGGGUAGGGAGAGUCCUCAUAGUGAUCACUCUGGUAUGUUUGGAGCACCCUUUGACUAAAAGACUGUUGUAUCCUGAGCUUUGAACAAAAUAGAGAGGGAGGGUUGGUUCCUGGAUGGGUUUCCUGCUUAAAGGCUACAAGCCAUGAAACCAUGAAAAAAAGAUGUCCCGUUUUCUACAAGUGAAGCAGAUUUGUGGAUCUGUAGGCUUUAGCGAAGCCUUGAUGUACCUGGUUGCUUGUUCUGGCAUAUGUAAUGAUGUAUAAAACGUCUGACAUGGAUCUCAGAAUUACAGUAGGAGUCAUAGUAAUCAAAAUGAAAGACAAUCGUCAAGUAAAUAGUUAACUUGCGCCCCCCACCCCCCAUAUUCCCCAUGUAUGAUGAUGUUUAGAGAAUCUCACUCAUUUUCUAGUGUUAAUUUGUGCUGGUGACAGUUCUAUUGUCUGUUUUUAUUAUAAUUGUUGUUAUGAUAAUUAUCAUUACCAUUAUUGUUAUCGUCACAGAUGGUAAUAAUAAUGCUAAUUUUAGAGAGGCAAUUUUUAUUUUCUGCGGUUUUGUGUAGGUUAGGCAUCCUAUUUUAUUUGAAUUUGAAUUUGAUUUUAUUUUAUUAUAUAUAAAUAUUAUAUAAAUAUAUUUUUGUUUUCAUUUGUUUUGUUUUUUCUUUUUUCUUCAAAGGGGUGUUACUAAUAUUGCACGAUUUAUUAAAGAAAACAAAAACAAUUGUAGUAAUAUUAGUACUUAUUGGUAAUUGAGGGAAGUGGUCAAAGCGAAGUUGAAUAUAAUGACCAGUUCAAUGCUGCAAUUUCUAGUCAAAUGUAAAAUAAAAACACAUAGGUAAGUUGGUACAAAGACACAUUUAAUUUAUUUCAGACCAGACACAAAGAUGUCGAUGCAUGGGCGUAAAACAAGCAAAGAAUGAUUCAUGUUAUACAAAAUAAACUGAAAAUGUAAUAUCAAUAAGAAUAUACACCACACAAACCUAGGAUAGAAAUUGAAGAAAAAAGUUGAAAAGAAAAUUAUAGCUAAUAUAUUGUGUUAGGCUAGUCUGCUUUUGAGUUUUGUUGUAUAAAAAAUCUGUUGUUUUCGGAGAAUGAUAUACAAUUUGUGUAUAUUUUCAUAAACAAAGUAUGCACUGAUAUGUUAUUACAAAUUCUAUACUGCUUUUACAAAAAAAGUGUUUGUUAUUGUACCAAAGUAUCCAUUUGUCCUUUAUUCCCUUCCCCUUUUGCGUAUGUUCUACCGUAUUUUAUAUAUUAAAUAGUCAAGUUGACCUACAAAGA